UCGACUAUGAGAUACCCGUCACUCAGCUAAACGGAGUCCGAGGAUGCAGUGAAAACAAGACGGUUUUUCUUGACUUUUUACUUUAUUUUGGUCAUUUUCGUUAAUGCGAAUAAUACUAACACCUGAAUUCGAUUCGAUUAACGAACUGGCCGUAACCCAAUGAGUUUUACUCACACUCACCCGGAGCCAUGUUGCGCGCGACCUAUUUCCGCCGGCAUCAAAGGAAGCCCAACCAAGUUCUCCAUCGUUGGUUUUUCAAGAGCUGUGUCUGGACCCUUUACGCAAUCGCCUGCGGAUUCCACUUCUUUAAGCUGCACUACAAUGAGCGCACUAAUCAAGUGGAGGAGACCCAGUAUCAUCGAAUAUGGUCCAAGAUCGUGGUUGCCCUCAAGGUGAUAUUGCUGGCAAGCCCCUAUCUACACUACUUCGUGCUCGGACUGUUCAUAUAUAUCCACAGUACACUGGUGCAGAAUAGCAACGCCCAAAGCCUCCUGAUUAGUGUUAUGGUGCUCGGAAUCGUGGUAGGCGUCCUUCGGCGUCUACUAAUCUUUCUGCACCUGAAAAGAGAUCGCAGGUUUGUGAAGCAUAUUGUCAACGAGAUCCUGCAAAUCACCAGGGCGCUCGAGCAAAAGUUCGGUAUGCAAUUUAAGUGCGACGUCAUAUUGCUAGUGGUAUACUUGGUUAAGCUUUGGAUACUCAUCGUCCUGCUGGAUUCCUUAUGGAACAAGCCCUACUUCCUCUCGUCCAUCUUUCUAUACUGGGUGCUGUUGGAGUACUGCUUUGCAGGGUACUUCGUUUACCAACUGAUCCUGCUCAGCUGGUACCACACCAUUAUCUUGUUCCUCCAGCACUUUAUCGAGGACCAUGAGAAUCGGGCGGACAUUGAGGGUCGCUACAAUCGCCGCUUGAUCCUGCUUUUCGAGCUGCAUCUGCGCAUCAACAAUCUGCAUAAAUACGUUAGGGACAACGUCUCCUGGCUCUCGACCUCUGUUUACCUAAUGAUCUUCACCUGCAUCUAUAACGCCGAAAUGCUCAUUGAAUGCAGUCUGUUCGCAGGAGACGAGCUGGAGAACAAGAUCUACAUCAUUUCGGAUGAUUGCUUGGGACCCGUCUGCACUCCGAUACUAUAUGUGCUAAUCCUGGGCAUGUGCACCGAUCGAUUUCGCGAAGCAGAAGUACAGCUACAACAAUUGUUUGUAAUAGUUCAAGGCUUGUUUAUGAGAAAAGGAAAGUCACUCCUUCUAAUCACAAUGGUUCUUGACAACGAGCACACCUCCUUAAUAAUUCACCAGAAGUUGAAGCCGCUCCAAAACAAGAUCAUUUUGGACAUCACUUGUGACAGGGAGUUCGUCUUGGAUUACAUUGUUACGGUGAUCUUUACAGCAUUAUCGCUUGUGCAGUACACCAUAUCAACUGGCGGAUAUAUAAGCGAGUGUGUGACCCAUAAAUAG
Molecule: messenger RNA, 1451 nt
Organism: Drosophila teissieri
Lineage: Eukaryota; Metazoa; Arthropoda; Insecta; Diptera; Drosophilidae
Gene: Grl43a
Exons: 3
Coding region: 189-1451 (420 amino acids)
Source: RefSeq, a predicted model, not a curated record